Limanda limanda (common dab) is the source of this 3462-nucleotide messenger RNA. It is a transcript of the gene tlr3, whose product is annotated as toll-like receptor 3. The transcript has 5 exons. Gene Ontology annotation, biological process: toll-like receptor signaling pathway; inflammatory response; immune response. Gene Ontology annotation, cellular component: membrane. Lineage: Eukaryota; Metazoa; Chordata; Actinopteri; Pleuronectiformes; Pleuronectidae. The record is from RefSeq and is a predicted model, not a curated record. Gene Ontology annotation, molecular function: protein binding; transmembrane signaling receptor activity. Bases 175 to 2943 code for a protein of 922 amino acids.
UCUCCUGAGGUGGAAGUGAAACCGGAGCGUCCACUGCCUCAUUUCCUUAUAUUCCUGUUGUGCUGCCGCUAGCUUCACAAACAGCUGAGACUCUUCCUCUGAGACCAGCACCAGAGUUAUUGAAGCUGGAAAUACAUUAGUCUCUAUUUGAAGUCUAUGAAGCAUUGAUGCAAUAUGCAGAGGAAACAUUGGGUUUUUGAAGCAAUGUGUUCCCCUCGUUCCCUCCACUUCACAUGGAUCGUCAUCGGAUGCUAUUUUCUGAUGGGGCCGCAGCAGUGCUUGGCCUAUCAGAAGAAGACGUCCUGCCAAGUGCAGGACGGCAGAGCGGACUGCAGCCACCUCAGCCUCAGUGCCAUCCCUCCUUACCUGCCGGGGAACAUCUCCAGCCUGGACAUGUCCCACAACCGACUGGUGAGGAUUCCCCCUGCGGCACUCAGUCCUUACCAGGGGCUCCUCCACCUCGACGUCAGCUACAAUAGUGUCACCAAGCUGGACGAGGGUUUGUGCCGGACGCUGCCGCUGCUGCAGACGCUGAACACCAAACACAACGAAGUGCACUUGCUGAAGCAGGAGGAUCUGAGUCACUGCACGAGCCUGAUAUGGUUGAAUAUGGCGAGUAAUAGGCUAAAGCUACAGGGGGCGCCCUUCUCCGGACUAAAGAAUCUAAAAUCUCUUGAUGUUUCCAUGAACAAACUGAUGUCAGCGAAGCUCAGCUCUCAGCCUCAGCUGCCCAAGCUGGUGUCACUCAAUCUGGCGUUCAACGACUUCACCACAAUGAAGAAAGACGACUUCUCUUUCCUUGAAAAUUCAGCCCUUCUACAAGUCCUAGAUCUCUCAUCCGUGCCUCUGAAGACGUUGGAGCCUGGUUGCCUUAAGUCGAUUUCAGGCCUGCGUACUUUAAUCAUGGAUGGGAGCAAAAUGAGCGUUCAGGUUCUUUCCAAACUCUGCUCGGAGCUGUCGGCGACAUCCAUCGAGGCCUUGUCUCUACAGAAGAUGAAUCUGGUCACACUCCAAAACACGACCUUUGAAGGGCUGCAGAAAGUAAAUCUAACCUUUCUGGAUCUGUCCCACAACAGCAUGGGUAAAAUAGAGGAAGGAACGUUUCGGUGGCUCCCCAGACUUCAGACCCUAGUUUUGACCGACAACAACAUCAAGCACCUGACAAAGGCCACGUUUCAGGGGCUAACGAGUUUGACAAAACUCACAAUGACAAAAGCCCUGGUGAAAGGUCGAACCUCCGCCACCCCAAUAAUCGACGAUUUCUCUUUCCAAAUGUUAGGCGCCCUGGAGAUUUUAAUGUUACAGCAAACUGCACUUCGCGAAAUCACAGCACACACGUUUACAGGCUUGACGAGUCUUAAAGAGCUUGAUAUGAGCUGGAGUAGUUGCAUAUCGCUCCGAAGUAUCUCCAACAAAACCUUAUUGUCACUUGCGGGAUCGCCUCUCAGAAAACUAAAUCUGACAGCAACAGCUAUGGCACACAUAAAUCCUGGAAGCUUCUCCGUCUUGGGAAACCUCACCAAUCUUCUUCUAGAUUUUAAUUUCAUACAACAAACUCUCAGUGGAAAAGAGUUUGAAGGCCUGGGUCAGAUUCAGGAGAUUCACAUGUCCUACAACCACUGGAAAAUCCAGCUGAGCUCCACCUCCUUCAUCAAUGUGCCCAAUCUGAGGGUCCUCACUUUGGGGAAAAGUCUGAACAGCACAACUUUGAACCUGGAUCCAUCGCCAUUCCAGCCCCUGUCCAACCUCACCUACCUGGAUCUCAGUAACAACAACAUCGCGAACAUCAGACAGAGUAUGUUGAAGGGGCUUGGGAACCUGAAGGUGCUGAAGCUCCAACACAACAACUUGGCGCGGUUGUGGAAGGACGCCAACCCAGGUGGGCCGGUGUUGUAUCUUGAAGGGGCAGAGAAGUUGACAACCUUAUGGAUGGACAGCAACGGGCUAGAUGAGAUCCCACAGGAGGCGCUGAGAGGUUUGACGAGCCUCAAGGAGCUAAGCCUCUCAAACAAUCUCCUCGACAGUCUCAAGGACUCUGUGUUCGACGAUCUGAAGUCCCUGCAGGUCUUGCGUUUACAGAAGAACAUGAUCACAGCUGUGAAGCCUGAAGUGUUCGGCACUCCCAUGAGAAAACUCAGCCUACUUGUCAUGGACAAAAAUCCAUUCGACUGCACGUGUGAGAGCAUCCUGUGGUUUGUGACGUGGUUGAACAGCACAAACACGACCAGUGUGCCAGACCUCAGCGACCAGUUUAUGUGCAACACUCCACUUGCGUACUUUAAACACUCCAUCAUGCAGUUUGACACCCUCUCCUGCAGAGACAACACCCCAUUUUAUGCUCUUUACCUUCUGAGCAGCACCACUGUUUUGAUGCUUAUGGUAACGGCCCUGUUUGUGCGGUUCCACGGCUGGAGGAUUCAGUUUUACUGGAACGUACUGGUCAAUCGCACGUUAGGAUUUAGCGAUGCCACUGUUGGAGAGGGCAGGGAAUUUGAGUACGACGCUUACAUCAUACACGCGGAGAAGGACACCAGAUGGGUGGAGAGGGUGAUGGUCCCCUUGGAGAAUGAAAACUGCAGCUUUUAUUUGGAGGAUCGAGAUGCAGUCCCUGGGGUGUCGGUGCUCCACUCCAUCAUGGAGAACAUGAGGAGGUCCAGGAAAAUCGUGUUUAUCAUCACUGAAAGUCUUCUCAGGGAUCCCUGGUGUAGACGAUUUAAAGCCCAACAAGCACUGCACCAGGUGAUUGAGGCCAGCAGGGACUCUGUGGUUCUGGUCUUCCUGCAGGAUGUGCACGACUACAAGUUGUCUCGAGCACUCUACCUCCGCCGGGGCAUGUUGCGAUCGUGUUGUAUCCUGGAUUGGCCUGAAGAUAAGGAGAGGGUGCCGGCCUUUCACCAGAAACUCCUCAUAGCACUUGGCAUGACCAAUAGAUUUAGGGACUGAAUCUAUUUCUCUAAUAGUCAUGGAAAAUUCCACUUUUCAUUAUAAGUUUGUCCAGUUAUAUCCAAUUGCUGAAAGUUGCUUAUUAUUUUGUCCUUUGUAAUUAUGUAUGGAAUAGUUGUCAUUAACACACAUAUAGUAUAUGUAUAUAUACACACUGUAUAUACUAUAUAUACAUAUACUAUAUAUGAUGACAUUUGGUGUUUGGUGUUUUUUUGUGUUAAUAUUUAAGGAAAAUACUUAAAGCAAAAUGAAAUGUUCUCCAGAAUUGUUUUUAAGUUCAAUGAAAUAUCUAAAAAAAUAUCUCCACCAGGGGGAGUACCUUAAGUGUUUUCUUUGAUGAACAAAAGUCAAUAACACCUUAAUGAAUUAAAAUACUCAUUGACAGUUAUAUAAUCUGAGCGGCAUCUUCUGUUUCAGUCAGAUUAAAUAUUGUGUCAUUCUGACAUCUAGUGGUUGUAGUGAGAAACUACAGCCUUUCUGUACAAAUACCAAAUAAAACUUGAAGUGUUCUGACCAAAA